Sesamum indicum (sesame) is the source of this 2323-nucleotide messenger RNA. Its product is annotated as protein NRT1/ PTR FAMILY 4.6. NCBI's taxonomy places the organism in Eukaryota, Viridiplantae, Streptophyta, Magnoliopsida, Lamiales, Pedaliaceae. Gene Ontology annotation, cellular component: membrane. Gene Ontology annotation, biological process: transmembrane transport. Gene Ontology annotation, molecular function: transmembrane transporter activity. The record is from RefSeq and is a predicted model, not a curated record.
AGAAAAUGUGCAUUAAAUUUCUUUUUAAAAGGAAAUUCAUAUAGUAAAAGGUUAAAUCACAGGUAAAGACACAUGCACUUCAAUACCACUAUUAAGACUAAAACCAACUACGUGACAGUGUAGGAAAAGGGCAUGUGAGAAUGUACAGUCAGCAUCAAUGAAUUCCAGAUAUUUCCAUUCAGGUUGGACAACCCAACAUCUCCACUAUUUAAAUGCCACUUCUGUGUAAAUGCUGCUUAGACUGCCUACCCUAGAUAAGGUUUUCAUUCAGCGCAUAUUUGCUACAUUGAAGAAGACAUGGACAAGGGGCAAAACUGGAACAGGUGGGAAGGCUAUGCAGAUUGGAGAAAUAGACCAGCCCUGAGAGGUCGUCAUGGUGGCAUGUUUGCAGCUUCUUUUGUCCUUGUUGUCGAAGUCUUGGAGAACCUAGCAUACCUCGCCAAUGCAAGCAACUUGGUUCUUUAUCUCUCAAAGUUCAUGAAUUUUUCUCCAUCUGCUUCAGCCAACAACGUUACCAACUUCAUGGGCACUGCUUUUCUCCUUGCUCUUCUUGGUGGCUUCUUAUCUGACUCCUACUUCACUACCUAUUGCAUCUAUCUAAUAAGCGCAAUAACAGAAUUUCUGGGUCUACUGAUGCUCACCAUGCAAGCUCACAUUCCAUCGCUGAAACCUCCCUUCUGCACUUCAGUCAACAGAAAUGCUUCAUGUCAGGUAGCUGAGAGGGGAAAGGCAGUACUGUUAUUUAUGGGUCUCUACUUGGUAGCAUUAGGUGUUGGAGGAAUAAAAGGUUCACUUCCUCCACAUGGAGCCGAACAAUUUGACGAGCGGACCCGACAUGGAAGAAAGCAGAGAUCGACAUUCUUCAAUUACUUUGUCUUCUGCCUCUCCUGUGGAGCAUUAAUUGCAGUAACAUUUGUGGUGUGGAUUGAAGAUAACAAGGGGUGGCAAUGGGGCUUCGGAAUUGCAACUGCAGCAAUAUUGAUCUCGAUACCAAUUUUCCUCCUCGGCUCAGCUACUUACAGGAUAAAAAUUCCCACAGGAAGCCCAAUUACAACCAUAGUCAAGGUUCUGGUAGCUGCAAUAUACAAGUGUUGGAUUUCAAGGAAAAGAAAAACCGCUAUUGAGAACAUGAGCACAACCCCAACAACUACAACUGAAGCCAGUGAGGAUGAAGAACAUGCUAACGGCAAUGUAGAAAUUCAGACGGCUGCGCAAGACCUCAAGUUCCUUAACAGAGCAUUAGAGACCAUGCCAGCCCCACGAUGGCUUCAUUGCAAUGUAAAACAAGUCGAAGAAGUGAAAUCAGUCAUUAAGAUCCUUCCAAUUUUCAUGUCAACCAUUAUGCUUCACUGCUGCCUCGCGCAGCUUUCCACUUUCUCCAUACAACAAGCAGCCACCAUGAACACUAAAAUUGGAUCUUUAAGAAUUCCACCAGCCUCUCUUCCAGUAUUUCCCGUUCUCUUCAUUAUGAUACUUGCACCAGUCUAUAAUCACAUUGUGAUCCCGGUUUCAAGAAAGUUAACUAAUACUGAAAUGGGAAUCACCCAUCUACAACGAAUUGGGACAGGCCUAGUUCUCUCAAUCAUAGCAAUGGCUACAGCGGCUUUGGUGGAGAUAAAAAGGAAGAAGGUGGCUCUACAAUCAGGCCUCAUAAAUUCAACUGAACCUCUUCCUAUCACAUUCCUUUGGGUGGCUUUGCAAUAUCUCUUCCUUGGUUCAGCUGACCUUUUCAGCUUGGCUGGCAUGAUGGAUUUCUUCUUCACAGAGGCCCCAUUUAGCAUGAGGUCAUUGGCAACAUCUCUAUCCUGGGCCUCAUUAGCAAUGGGUUAUUAUCUUAGUUCAGUGCUCGUAGAACUAGUGAACUGUAUCACAGGCACUUUUCGUCAUACACCAUGGCUCUACGGCAGUAAUUUGAACCACUAUCACUUGGAAAGAUUUUAUUGGUUCAUGUGCAUAUUGAGUGGCUUGAACUUCUUGCAUUAUCUCUUCUGGGCACGACGCUACAGCUACAAAACGUUGGGACCUGACAACCACCAGAAGGAAACGGGAAUCACAAAUGAGUCACCAGAGGUUUGAAUGUUCUUCUAUUGAAACGGAAAGCACCUUCCAUGAGCUAGCAAAGCUAGAAUAUGGUAUAGCAAGUGAGCCAUGUCAUGAUCUCUGAAUAUAUCCAUUAUCGUUACAUACAAAUAAAAUCAUUUACCUCAAGCACUCUAGAGUGCUUUCCAUGAGUGUCAAUAAUUAUAACAUAAUUCGUAUUGUAUUUUCAGCAAGCAAACUAUAUUAUGUUUUAAUUUAUCAAAUAUUAAGCCAUUAAAGUUCA